GGUCGUGUUUUGGGUUGCUGUGUAGAUGAGUCGGGAGGAGACUGGGUAGGCUAAUGUUUAAGCAGUUCAGGCACCAGUGGGUUGUUUUCUAGGUAUUGGAGAAUGGUAGAGUUAAGACACAGGCCUUGGAAGGUUUUUUGAUGCCUCAGAGACAGGGUGAAGUAUUACUUAGCGUUUUCUGCAGAUCUCGCGGCUGCACAUGCGGCCAGACUUCCUCCUAUCCGGCGGGCCUCAGGGUUCAACGACCCGGUUUCUUAAUCUCUCAAAAAAGCCAGGGCACACCGCAGAAGGAUGUUAUUAUCAAGUCAGAUGCACCCGACACCCUAUUAGUGGAGAAGCAUGCAGAUUAUAUAGCAUCCUAUGGCUCAAAGAAAGAUGAUUACGAAUACUGUAUGUCUGAAUAUUUGAGAAUGAGUGGCAUCUAUUGGGGUCUGACUGUAAUGGAUCUCAUGGGACAGCUACAUCGCAUGAAUAGAGAAGAAAUUCUGACAUUUAUUAAGUCUUGUCAACACGAGUGUGGUGGAAUAAGUGCUAGUAUUGGACAUGAUCCUCAUCUUUUGUACACUCUUAGUGCUGUCCAGAUUCUUACUCUCUAUGAUAGUAUUAAUGUUAUUGAUGUAAAUAAAGUUGUGGAAUAUGUUCAGAGUCUACAGAAAGAAGAUGGUUCUUUCGCUGGAGAUAUUUGGGGAGAAAUCGACACAAGAUUCUCUUUUUGUGCGGUGGCAACUUUGGCUCUAUUGGGGAAGCUGGAUGCUAUUAAUGUGGAAAAGGCAAUCGAAUUUGUUUUAUCAUGUAUGAACUUUGAUGGUGGAUUUGGUUGCAGGCCAGGUUCUGAAUCCCAUGCUGGGCAGAUCUAUUGUUGCACAGGAUUCCUGGCUAUUACUAGUCAGUUGCAUCGAGUAAAUUCUGAUUUACUUGGUUGGUGGCUUUGUGAACGACAGCUUCCAUCAGGUGGACUCAAUGGAAGGCCAGAGAAGUUACCAGAUGUAUGCUAUUCUUGGUGGGUGUUGGCUUCCCUAAAGAUAAUUGGAAGGCUUCAUUGGAUUGACAGAGAGAAACUGCGCAGUUUCAUUUUAGCAUGUCAAGAUGAAGAAACGGGAGGAUUUGCGGACAGGCCAGGAGAUAUGGUAGAUCCUUUUCAUACUCUGUUUGGAAUUGCUGGAUUGUCACUUUUGGGAGAAGAACAGAUUAAACCUGUUAGCCCUGUUUUUUGCAUGCCUGAAGAAAUACUUCGGAGAGUGAAUGUUCAGCCUGAACUAGUGAGCUAGAUUAGAUCCCUUGAUGCAAAAGUUGCUUAGUGUAGUUACUGUUUUAACAUUUCAGUAUUUGAAGUGCUUAACAAACUUAAUGGCUGCCAUGUUAAUAUUUUGUACAUGAAUUGUGUUGAUUUUAAUAAAUUAUAUAAUUAUACAUAUUGUAAAUUAGAGACCUUUAUUGUAUCUUCAGCUUUCCGUUUUCUUCUGGAAUGCUGUUAUUCUGAGCAUAAUAUUUUGUUUAUGCUUCAAUGUAUUUAUCUUGUUUGUCUCCAUAACAGCAAACUGAGUUGAACUCCAUUUAGCUGAUGAAAUCUUGUGUUCUGAUUUUCCCAUGUACUCCCUUGAUAUGUUAUAUAUAACUAUAGUUAAUAUAAAUUGGUCUUUAUCAAUGAGAAUGUUAACUGAUAAAGAAUUGAUGAACCCCAUAGGAAUUAAAAGAUGAAAAAAUAAAUGGCUGAAAUUUGGGAAUA
This is a messenger RNA of Mesoplodon densirostris (Blainville's beaked whale), 1726 nucleotides long. RefSeq names its product Rab geranylgeranyltransferase subunit beta (gene RABGGTB). The record is from RefSeq and is a predicted model, not a curated record. Gene Ontology annotation, molecular function: Rab geranylgeranyltransferase activity. Gene Ontology annotation, cellular component: Rab-protein geranylgeranyltransferase complex. Bases 141 to 1268 code for a protein of 375 amino acids. The transcript is spliced from 9 exons. Gene Ontology annotation, biological process: protein geranylgeranylation. Lineage: Eukaryota; Metazoa; Chordata; Mammalia; Artiodactyla; Ziphiidae.